Molecule: messenger RNA, 1653 nt
Organism: Vicia villosa (hairy vetch)
Lineage: Eukaryota; Viridiplantae; Streptophyta; Magnoliopsida; Fabales; Fabaceae
Exons: 3
Coding region: 1-1653 (550 amino acids)
Biological process (GO): telomere maintenance; DNA repair
Molecular function (GO): DNA helicase activity
Source: RefSeq, a predicted model, not a curated record
AUGACCCAUAAUAUUUAUGAUGUUAAAAAUCUAACUCUAACAGAAAUUGAAAUUUUACUCCAAGCUAAUAGGAGAACACUUCAUGACUACAAGCCAAUUCCAUAUCCGAACGGUUAUGUUCUCGAACAGCUAGGGAACAGGCUUAUCUAUGAAGAGAGGAUGUACAAUGUUGCCGUUAUGAAGUCCGAAUUCGAAGAACUUUAUAGAGCUCUAACAGAUGAACAACGUCAUAUCUAUGACGAAAUCACAACAGCGGUGGAGAAUCAAAGUGGAGGAGUCUUUUUCUUGCAUGGCUACGGGGGCACCGGAAAGACUUACAUGUGGAAAACGCUUGCAACGUCUUUGAGAUCAAAACAUGAAAUUGUAUUAACGGUUGCUUCGAGCGGAAUAGCGUCUUUAUUGUUACCUGGAGGUAGAACUGCACAUUCUAAGUUCAAACUUCCUGUACCAACUUUGGAAAAUUCUACUUGCGGGAUUGACUAUGAUGAUGAUUACGGCGAACUACUGCGGCAAAGUAAGUUGAUUAUUUGGGAUGAAGCCCCGAUGGCAAGUAAAUUUUGUUUUGAAGCCUUGGAUAAGACUUUGAGGGAUGUAAUGAGUACAUAUGGUAAUUCUACAAAGGUAUUUGGUGGUAAGGUUGUCGUCUUUGGCGGAGAUUUCAGACAAAUCUUACCUGUUAUUCCUAGAGGGAGUCGAUCGGAUAUUGUUCACUCUGCGAUCAAUGCAUCUUACAUUUGGAACUCAGUGAAGGUCUUGACUUUAACUAAAAAUAUGCGAUUGCAAGGAGGUCAAACUGAACAAGAGAAGCAAGAUAUUGCUGAUUUUUCCAAAUGGCUUCUAAAACUAGGUGAGGGAAGGAUCGCUGAGCCAAAUGAUGGAUAUGCUGACAUUGAAAUUCCAAGGGACAUUUUAAUUGAAGACUUCCAUGACCCUAUUGUUGCCAUUGUGAAUAGUACUUAUCCUUCUUUCUUGGAUAAUUACCAAUCAUACGACUACCUCAAAAGUCGAGCUAUUUUAGCAUCAACCAUUGAAGUUGUUGAUCAAAUAAAUACUCACAUCCUUAACUUGAUGCCAGGUGAAUCAAAGGAAUAUUAUAGUUCUAACUCAGUUGAUAGGUCAGAAAUUCAUGACAAUAGCAUCCUUGAGGUUCUAAGUCCCGAAUUUCUCAGCUCUUUGCGAACUUCUGGAUUGCCAAACCAUCACAUCACAUUAAAGGUUGGAUGCCCAAUUAUGCUUAUGCGGAACAUCGAUCAAUCCGAAGGUUUGUGCAAUGGUACUAGGUUAAUUGUAACUAAAAUGGCAAGUCACGUAUUGGAAGCUCAAAUAAUGGGGGGAAAAGGACAUGGAAAAGUUACCUACAUCCCAAGGAUGGAUAUGUCACCAUCACAAUCACCUUGGCCUUUCAAGUUGAGUAGGAGACAAUUCCCAAUCAUUGUGUCUUAUGCAAUGACCAUCAACAAAUCUCAAGGACAAUCGUUGGAUUGGGUUGGAUUAUAUAUUCCUAAAGAUGUAUUUAGUCAUGGGCAAUUAUAUGUGGCUUUAUCAAGGGUGACAAGUAAGAAAGGAAUAAAGAUUUUGAUUCACGACGACGACAACAAGCCAAAGUCUUCUACCACCAACGUCGUAUACAAAGAGGUCUUUGCCAAUAUCUAA